AUAAAAGACAGUCAGACAGGCAAUACCCACACCAGGGAGACACAGCUAAUACAAACAGGCUUGAGAGUGGAUUCAUACCAUGUUUUAAAAAGGCAGGGCUCAAAACUACUUCAUUUAUAAACUCUGUGCUCACCAUAUCAAUCCAAAGCUCUGACUGGAUAUCAAUUUGAGGCAAAGAAACCAUCUAAACACUAAUGAGUGGGACCAACUCCUCUGCCUACCGAUCGGAGCGCAGUUACCACCAGACGUCAUCCUCCUCAUCUUCAUCCUCAACUUCAACAAACCCAUACAUGGAGAAGAGCCGGGGACUCUUUGCUGAGGACUUUGGAUCUUUCAUGUGUCCAAAAGAUGCUUUGGGAUUUCCAAACAGAACAGGGACAGUUGGGAACGUCAAGACUCUGGGAGACACAUACCAAUUCACAGUGGAUGUCCAAGACUUCUCACCUGAGGAUGUGAUAGUCACCACCUCAAACAAUCAGAUUGAAGUUCAUGCUGAAAAGCUUGCUGCUGAUGGGACAGUGUUGAACACUUUUACCCAUAAAUGCCAACUACCAGAGGAUGUGGACCCCACCUCGGUCAAGUCAUGUUUAGGGGCUGAUGGGACUCUCACUAUAAAAGCACAGAGAAACACUGCAAAACUAGAGCAUGCACAGACGUUCCGCACAGAGAUCAAAAUUUAGAUCUUUCCCCUCUUGCUGUAUCUGUUUCCCUGUGAUAAAUGACCUUGAAAAUAUAGCUACUUAGUCCUGCUUUGUCAUUCCUCCAUGACCUUCUCUCAUUUCUUCUCAUUAGACUUGGAUGGAAUUUAAUCCUGUCAUAUGUAUUCAAAACAUUCAAGACAAAUGCACUGCUAACGUCAAUUCCCUGCUAUCUGCGUAUCACCUUACAGUAUACAUACAGUGGGAUCCAAAAGUCUGAGACCACAUUGAAAAUCUGUGAUUCAAAUUUUAAACUUAGAAAGAAAGAGAACAUUUUGGGAUUUUGAGAGUAGAAAAGAAAAAUUAUGUAUAUUUAAAUUAAUAAGAAAUGUUUUGGAUUCUGCACUAUUUCUGUGACACUAAUCAUGUGACUCUUUGUACAGGCGGUUAGAUGUUCUUGGUUUCAUUUAAGCUCAAGAUGUUUUUUCAGUCAUUAUCCAGUUAUGCUGGAGAACAUGAUCAUCAGGUUUGACACAAACUUGUCGAGUUUAUGCAGCUCGAAUGCUGCUAUCAUUAAAGGAAAAAGGACUAACCAAGUUUGCUAUCUUUUCAAGAUAUUGUUGAAAAAAGUUAACUUAUCACAUUUUUGGAGCCUACUGUAUGACAAACAAUCAAAACAAAUGAUGCAACUAAUUCCCAAAUGGCGAAAAACCUUAUUGUUAUCAAAAGGUACAUUUUCUAAAUGUAAAAUUGUGUUGUGUGAUUAAAAUGCUACUUUAAAACAGAAUAAAACCAGGACGCCUUUGAUGAAUA
Messenger RNA from Ctenopharyngodon idella (grass carp), 1451 nucleotides. It is a transcript of the gene hspb7, whose product is annotated as heat shock protein family, member 7 (cardiovascular). The transcript is spliced from 3 exons. Gene Ontology annotation, cellular component: cytoplasm; nucleus. Bases 195 to 680 code for a protein of 161 amino acids. Gene Ontology annotation, biological process: heart development. Lineage: Eukaryota; Metazoa; Chordata; Actinopteri; Cypriniformes; Xenocyprididae. The record is from RefSeq and is a predicted model, not a curated record.